Molecule: messenger RNA, 621 nt
Organism: Trypanosoma rangeli
Lineage: Eukaryota; Euglenozoa; Kinetoplastea; Trypanosomatida; Trypanosomatidae
Product: kinesin K39, (ISS)
Exons: 1
Coding region: 1-621 (206 amino acids)
Source: RefSeq, a predicted model, not a curated record
AUGGUCCGCCGAUCCGGUAUGGGUGGAGAAACAUUGCCACUGCCUGGGCUAGCAGGGAAAAGGAAACCCAGCGGCAAAAGGCGGCAGGAAUCACACCUUUCUUCUAGGAGAAAGAAGCGCGGUUACUUGCUUCCAAGAAUGGAGCCUCCUCUACAGGAGGCCGAAAAUGAUUUUGACGAGGCAAACGCGCCCUUGGCUACAUCUCUCUCACCGUUAGUGCAGGCGCGACACUAUGCGAGACUUGCAAACGGCAGUACCAUGUUUCUCCGCGCUCUGUCGCUUAGCCAGAGCAACAUGGGCCUAUCAGAGGUCCUGGAGGGUGAGUUGUGGUACGUGACCUCUUCCACCAGUCUAGGGAGGGCCAGGAGUGCAGCAAUGCAAUGGGUGACGUGCGAAGACCACCGCCUGACGGUUUUUUCCAGCUGGAGCCCACAGGGCCGUAUAAUUGACACGAUGCACUUUGAUGGUGUUCGCGUCAUCUUCACUUUUCACCACAAUCACAGGCACAUAAAUUCCAGACGUCAUGCGCCAAUGACGCGAUUGACGCGGUGCCACGAGAACAAUCCCUCCAUGCAGUUAAACAUCGGCAAUGAGUGCGGGGCAAGACAGCCGAAGCGCUAG